This is a messenger RNA of Notechis scutatus (mainland tiger snake), 2561 nucleotides long. It is a transcript of the gene IDUA, whose product is annotated as alpha-L-iduronidase. Gene Ontology annotation, biological process: carbohydrate metabolic process. NCBI's taxonomy places the organism in Eukaryota, Metazoa, Chordata, Lepidosauria, Squamata, Elapidae. Gene Ontology annotation, molecular function: L-iduronidase activity. The record is from RefSeq and is a predicted model, not a curated record.
AUGAAGUCGGGUAAAACAUGGAGUUUUGUGCAGUUAUUGAGCCUGAUCCUAAUGAAAGCGACUUUCGGGUCUGUCCAUAUAAACGUGGAUCUCUCACGCCCUACAGGCGAGUUGAGGCAUUUUUGGAAGAGCACGGGAUAUUGUCCUCCUCUACCACACAGACGAGCAGAUUUGUUUAAUCUCAGUAAAGACCAAAUAAUUAAUUUGGCUUAUAUUUCAUCUGUGCCACAAAAUGGUAUUGAACAAAUUCGAAUCCAUUGGCUGCUGGAACUUAUUCAAGCUGAGAUGAUAAAUGGGACACUUCACUACAAUUUCACAAACCUGGAUAACUUUAUGAAUCUUCUUUGGGAAAACAAGCUAUGUCCUGGUUUUGAAUUGAUGGGAAAUCCUUCAGGAUACUUCACUGACUUUGAUGAUAAAAAACAAGUGGUAGAAUGGAAGAACCUGGUUGUACAAUUGGCCGAAAGAUAUAUAGAGAGGUAUGGAUUGAAACAUGUUUCUAAGUGGAAUUUUGAGACCUGGAACGAACCAGAUCACCAUGACUUUGACAAUGUAUCAAUGACUGUAAAUGGAUUUCUCAACUACUAUGAUGCUUGUUCUGAAGGAUUAAGGGAAGCCAGUUGUCAGCUAAAAUUGGGAGGCCCCGGUGAUUCCUUUCAUCCAUUUCCAAAGUCUCCAAUUUGCUGGAACCUCCUCAGUCAUUGCUACAACGGCACAAAUUUUUUCACUGGAGAGACAGGAGUCCGGCUAGACUACAUCGCCAUGCAUAAAAAGGGAGCUGGGAGUUCUCUUCAUAUCUUGGAACAGGAAACUGAGGCUAUGGGACAGAUUCAGAAGAUGUUCCCCAAUUUUGCCUCAGUCCCUAUAUACAAUGAUGAGGCUGAUCCUUUAGUAGGAUGGUCGAUUCCACAGCAGUGGAGAGCGGAUGUGACCUAUGCAGCUAUGGUGGUAAAGGUAAUUGCUCAGCAUCAAAACCUUCUGAUCGCUAAACCCGACAACACCAUCAACUACACUUUGCUAAGCAACGACAAUGCAUUCCUGAGUUACCAUCCCUAUUACUUCACCCAGAGGACCCUUACGGCACGCUUUCAGAUGAAUAACACAAAGCCCCCCCACGUCCAGAUGGUGAGGAAGCCAGUGCUCACAGUAAUGGGCUUGCUGGCUUUGCUAGGAGAAGAGCAAGUUUCUGCCAACAUUUCCAGUCACAAAUCAGAAGACUGUAACUCUUUGGGAAUAUUAGCCAGCUUACAUAAACCUUCAGGAUUACAAUUGUCGGACAGCUGGCAAGCAUCAAUACUGAUCUAUUCAAGCAAUGAUAACAAGACAUCCUCGAACAUCAGUACUGUGAUUCUAAACAUAGCCAAUUAUCCUAAACACAGAGAACUUGUAUAUGUCACAUACUACAUGGAUAACAACCUAACCAAUCCAUAUUUGGAAUGGAAGAAAACGGGAAUGCCGGAUUUUCCUUCUCAGAUGCAAUGGGAGCAAAUAAGAGAUGCUGAGGACCCUGUGGUGAAAGGACCAUUUCCACUACCUGCAAAAGACCAUUUAAUGCUGAAGCAAGAACUUCCAAUUCCAGCUGUUUUCCUCCUUCAUAUUUGUGCAAAGCCCCUCUCUGUUCCCAACCAGGUGAAUGGCGUUCGUUUCAUUGGUCUUAUGAAAGGACGAGUUCUGAUAACAUGGGAUGACAGCUGUGUGAAUUCAAAAUGUUUGAAAAAAUUUGAAGUGAUGUUUUCAGUGGAUGGGAAAAAAUAUCACCAAAUCAGUGUCAAGGACAGUAUAUUUACAAUGUUAAUCUACAGUCCAGGAACUACACUCGUGGGCUACUACAAAAUCCGUGCUGUGGAUUAUUGGGACAGGCCAGGUCCAUUUUCUGUGCCUAUGUUCUACAGAGAACUAUCUUAAAAAGAAGCAAAAAUGUUCAUCGGAAGUUAUAUUAGCUGGUAUAUCAGAAGUCACAUAUGGAUGAUUAAACUGCAAGUUGCAGGUAGCUUUUUAUUACAGACAAACCAUAACCUUUAAAAGGAUGGUUUUCUUGUUCUUAACAAAAUUCUUCUCCUUUUGUUCGCUCAGUUUUCUAUUCUUCUUCCGCCAAUAAUAUGGAGAGACUUCCAGGUCAUUUUUAAGCACUCUCCUGGAAUUACAUCCAAGAAAUUAUGAGAACAAAGCAGAGCACUGCUCAACUUUGUUUUCUUCCCUAGACUGGCCUAGUUGGCAACAAGAACGUCCAAUUAUUACCUGGAGUGAAAUAAUGAUAAUUUCAAGCUGCAGAAUCUGGGUUGCACGAAACCAAGAUGGAUUUGUUAACCUUUCCUUAAAGCUACCACGUGAGUGUGUGCCGUUUAGAUUUCCAUCCACAAUAUAAUGGCCCAGGGAUCCCCCACCCUUUGUUCGUGGCCCUGUGCCAGCCAAGGCCUGUUGGGAACCGGGCCGUGCAAGCAUCAGGCAAGUGCAUGAAGCUGCAUUCAUGCAAGCAGUAUGUGUGAGAAACCACCCCUUUCCCCUCCCCACUAACACCACCACCACUGCCAAUCCACAAAACUGAAAAGGUUGGGAACCGG